AUGGCGAAUCCACCUGGAAGAACGCAGAACCCUCAUGUCUAUUCCCCAAUAGAGCUUGGAAUCAAGUUGUUUGCUUCUCGAUGUUGUGUACUUUUCGAUUCUUAUAUCCCAUUACUCAGAGGAGAUGAGAAAGAACUCGUCAAAGCUUUGUAUACUUUGGAAGGUUCCUAUGAGGAAAUUGUCGACAUGGAGAAAAAGCUGAUCGAAAAGAAGAAUCCUCCACCAGAGCAGCAUGAGUCAGCAUCCAUUUUAUCCGGAACUCCACCCGAGACUCCACCAGGAACGCCAACAGAGGAGGCUCCUGCUCAGCCACACGUUAAUCCUUAUCACCAGCUACUCCGAGAUACGUUCGAAAACUUCAAAGAUGGAUUUAGGAAGAAAGCAAGAGAAGAACAAAUUAGCGAGGAGUAUGUGAACACAUUUAACAAAGCUUUGGAUGUCUAUUUGGAAGAAUUCUUGAAAUUCAGUGAACGUUUAUACAUGGAAGGAGUCUCUCAAACUCCUGGUCUAAGAUAUGCGCCAGCAUCUGUUUUCCAUACAGCUAUCGAAACUUUCAAUGCUCUCACACGUUUGUCUCCCGAGGAGAGAGCUGCGCGUUUGGACAACACAGUUGUUCCAGUUAUAAACGACCGAUUGGUAGCAUACAACGAGGCAACAGCUCCAAACUUUCCGCCGAAUCCGUACAAUCACAUGUACGUUUGCUAUGGAACAACAAGUGAUCUCAGCCUUCCAUGUCAUGAAGUCGUCGACACAAAUUUGAUGUGGCAAAGUCAUCAACUCUCCGAACUCAACAUUUCACUUCCUCCGAAUCCAAACACAGCUCCAUCAUACCCUAACUAUCAGAUGCGAAUGCAUGACAGUCUCAUAAAAAUGGGACACGAGCUAGGGAUCGAUCAGAACUUGAUUGUACUAUUCUAUGAAAAACUCAUUUUUGCUAUUCAAACAUUGGAGAGAAAAGCUAAACCAAUGAACAAAAUGACGAGGGAUGAUAUUGACUUGAUGGGGAUCAAGCAUUUGUCAUUGAUGGAAACUCACAGUUAUGUAAAAUUCGGACGACUAGCCAAUCAGAACAGUCAACCAACUGGUCCCAGUACCGAAUUUGCGUUGGAACAAAAACCAAUUGUGCCAAGUACGGUUCAAAGCAACUUCACAUCACGCAGGAGGCGGCGCACCCAUCUUCCAUCGACGCAGAGUAAUUUGGUGCCCCCAACUGAUAUCCAGCCCUUCACAAUGCCUGAUACCAAAGACCCCGAGUGGAGUCAGCGCUUUGCUGCUGACUGGGUCCGUCGCUUCGUUCAGAAGCAAUAUUGCGAGGAACUUGGAUUGGAAAAUAUCUCGUUGCCAUUUGCGAAGGCUAUAUGUUUGGCAGGAAUAACCCAAAAUGAUUACAAUCAAAAAGUUCAUGAAUGGCUCAACAGAGCAGACAAGAAAGAAGGCGAUGAAUGGGAUGUCGAGAUCAAGUGGACAGCCAGACAGCCACCUUCUUCGGAGAACGACAAGAAUUAA
Caenorhabditis briggsae is the source of this 1506-nucleotide messenger RNA. The transcript has 8 exons. The coding region runs from base 1 to 1506 and encodes 501 amino acids. Lineage: Eukaryota; Metazoa; Nematoda; Chromadorea; Rhabditida; Rhabditidae. The record is from RefSeq and is a predicted model, not a curated record.